UAGACACAGAAGCCCGUUAAGCGAAAGUUUUUUAUAUUCUACCAAGGACUAUUUUGAACCAUUUGACUAUUAUCUUUGUAAGCAAUUCUAAAGCGCUAAAAAUUAAAUAAGAAGGUCAUCAGCUAUAAGCGUAUUUAGCUAUGAGAAAUGAUUUUUUGGAUAAUACCAAUUUUGUGGGUGACUGCGUAUGUGUAUUUUUAUAUCAAAGCCAAGUGUGAUGAUCCAGCAAUGACUAGGGUUAUGAUUGUCUUAGGAUCUGGUGGACACACUGCUGAAAUGCUCUCAUAUACUUCUGUAUUGACUUGUAAAUUUCAACCACGUUUGUAUGUUAUCGCGACGACUGAUUCUAUGAGUGAACAAAAGGUUUUGGAUUUAGGGGACAAGUGUGAUAUUAAAUUCAGCAUAAAGCGCAUACCAAGGGCUCGAGAAGUAAAACAGUCAUACGCUAGCAGCAUCUUCAGUACCUUAGUGUCUUGUCUAUCUGCGUUCCCCAUCGUCACAAUUUUUAGGGCGAAAUUGGUGAGUUACAGAAACCUUUAUUAACAUUUACACAUAAUGGUCGAUGUAAACUAAUAUUUUAACUGAGUGCUAGGGCUAGAUCCUUCUUAAAACUGGAGUAACGUAUUCAUUGGCAUAACUAUUUGUUGCCGGAAUGGAUCGGAACUUUUCAAGUUCCUAGGUCAUUGAUUUGCCAUGAGUAGCUGCAAUGCUUACCGCGUUUAGCGUAAACCCGUGUGCUUUUGCCGGAACGCACCUUUAAUCAUUGCCUAAAGUGUAGUGUUGUAAUUAAUGCCACAUUUAUUUACUUCAUAUCUCGCAAAUUUACGACUUUUUGUGGAAUACCUAUAUUACAAACAACAUUUAUUAGUUACUUCACCUUAAAUAUAAUGGUGCUCAAGAAAUGGUUUGACCUUGUUCCCAAAUCAAGACACAAAAAUUCUGGAAAGACAAGUAUAAACACCCAAUAAAGUUAUUGAUUUUCUAUGAAGCAUAAAUUUUUGUAGGGACUUUUAGUUGAUACCUAAUUGUACUUUAUUCUAGUGUUUGUAUACGAUCAAAAACAGUUUUUCGUGCUGUAAGUGACUAAGACUACUGUCUUAUAGUCAAGGGGAAUGCAUAAACUCCUUUCAAGUUUAGGGUUGAUAUAAAUUGUUUAGGAGCUCGAAGUAUGUAGACUGUCGCAUCCCUUCUACUUUUAACAGUUUUAUUCUCCUUCAUAAAUUUUCAGUAACCAGAUGUAAAUGUUUAUCAUCGUAAUUUUAUUGACGGGAUUCCCCAGUAUUAAUAUUCCAGCCAACACUAUGUGGAGUCUUUUUUACUAGCUCAAUAUUGUCCUCAGCUCAAAUAAAGAAACUCCGCUAUAUGUGUAGUAGGUUAAAAAAAUGUGACUACUAAAUGUUUCUUCGGCAACGUUCGACACUUGGUUUUCUACAUUUUAUUCGUUCAGUAAAAAGACAAUUGUAUCCAGCUAAUUAAGAAGACAAGAAUAAAUAAUGCAAUUGGAGUUUUGAGUGUGCUUAACAAAUCUCAGUCACCUUGCUCUGUUGUCUCACCAUAAUCAAGCAACGACUUAAAGAUAGAUGUGAUCGAUUGCUGACAACCUAUAUAUCAGAUUUAGAGGGAAGCCAUAUUACUAUGGACAAUCUUGCAUGCAUUCAUCAAUGAGUAAUACGUAAUCCAUUUUCCGAUUUUAUAAACUGUUGAUAUCAGUUAAUAGGUACAGUCAGAUAUAACUCACUGUCAUAAAAUUUUGUUAUUAGUUCUUUCGUACUGUUCUGCCUUUUGUUUACUGAUUCUGGUGUGCGAAGACCUCUAGGAACAAAUUUUUUAGCCAACUCAGUCAAGUAGAUCACAAAAGUGAAUUGGGCCGCUAAUUUAAGCUAACUGCUGUGAUUAAAUAGGUACUAGUUGAUUAAAUAAAAGUCAUCAUUCGUAAUCUGGACCAAAUCAAACUUCCACACGACUAUAACUUACAAACUGUAGUUGCUCAGUGCGAUCAAUUAUCCUUAUUAUGACAAUACAUGGAUAGUUACUGCAUAGAUCAACAAAAAAGUAUGUGACUAAAUUGUAUUUUUUCUACGGGACACUUCAGUUCCUGAUGAUAUUUUUUAUUUAUUUAUUCAUUUUGAGAUUUAAAAACUGUUAUAAUCCUUGUAAACUUAAUAUAUUUAAGCUCAUAUAUACUCUUCAAACUGGUACUUCCCGUUGUAUAUGCUUUUAUUGUUCAUAAGAUUGUUAUCAACUCAUUUAUGUACUCAAUCCUUAAUACAAUCUGCAUUUCACGUAGAUUUUGUGUAAUGGUCCUGGGACAUGUAUCCCCAUAUGCUUCGUGGCUAUUUUACUCCACGUAAGAUAAAUAUAAUGAUUUAAUAUAUUAUCACUUAAUAAUUGUGACACAUCUUAAUGAAAGUCAUAUUUCAUGUUUCUGAUUGCCGUAUUAUAUCGAGUACUUGAACUUACUUUCCAUCUAUGUACUUUAUGUUUUUAUAUUAAAUCAAAAAGACUUGACUAUUACAAGUUACUUUGAAUCGCUUUAACGAUUGUCUAUAACAUGCACUUGUUAUUUCUUGGAUCUCUACGUUGUUGUGGUGGUGUUGAUAACUACUGUAGAUGACUCUGAGUAUCUUACAGAAAUACCCGUAUCACGCGGAUCUGGUCAUCUUGGUAACCAGCUUUUAACAAUCCUCAUAGCUCUGUUAUAAGUUGCCUCCAAAUGCUGUGGUGCGACCAAGGGUGGGGAGAGUCAGUUCUCCAUCUCAAAAUGCUCUCAUAUGACCAAGCGUAUACAGCUACUGCCAGGGAAGUCCUACUCACUGCCUUCUCACGGUGAGGUUGUUGCUUACGAAAUCGAGCGGACGAAAAACCUGGUUGAUAGGUACGUAGAAUCCACCUAGGGGAGUUGGAAAACCCUGAUCCCAAACCACUGGUGCACAUGGGUUCCAGGAUCCUGAGAGAAUAAGGGGUAUUCGAACCUAAUGUCGGUCAUCGGCUCCCAUGGGACUUCAUCUCCUAACUUUGCUCCACUGCCCUGUGGAUUGGACCUCUAGGUGAAAGGCUCAGGAAGUGGCCCCCUAAAAACCCAUCUGCUUCGGUUUGGGUACAUGGGCAGUAUUCCAGCUCUUACACAAAUCGACUAACAAAAUGUGGCUCAUAUAUGUUUGGUGUCUCCUUGUACCAAUGUUUAUGUGUUUAAAUAAAUGAAUAAACUGUCAGGAGUUCGGCCAUUCGAAAUAAUGGAGCUUAAUCAAGUGAUAAAAUAGUCCCAGGCAGUUGGCAAGAUGUUAUUGUGUAAAACUUAAUCAUUCAAGAAUAACAAGUCUCUACUCUUCUGAAAUAAUAAGAAAUAUUUAGGUUUUACCAAGUAUUUUAUAAAACUCAGUUAACUAGUACAAUGUGUUUGUUCGUGUGCACUUUAAUUGCUUUUAAUGUUGGCAUGUCAUCCUUUUAGCAAAGGAUGUGGUCCGUAAGCGGAGGACCUUCUGCGCUCUUGUGUCCCUGAUUUUUGCACUUUCAUCCUACUGUAAAAAGUCUUAAAAUCGAGACUUUACACUGAAUUCAUUCUCGCCCAUAAAAUGUAUGUGAUAAAAAACACUUAAGUAGGUUGUGCAUGAUAUUCAUCUUUUCUGCUUUUUUGAUCAGAAAAGUUUUGGCCUACAUAAAAGGUUCAUAUUCAGUAGGAUUGUUGGUUUAGUUAAAGAGAUUUUGAGAUGCUACUUUCAUUUUUAUUUCUUAGCAAUAAAUUGUUCAUACAUGGAAUAAUGAACUAAGAUCCAACUGGGAAGUCUGAAUUUUCAUACCUUAUUAAAAGCCAAAAUUGUUACUUGAUGGUAUCCAUCCGUCUAAUUUCAUAGACUAUAUACACUGAGUUAUAUUCUGAAAACUGAUUUAGUGAAUCCAGUUAAAUAACCAUACUGCAGUUCAUAAUCCUUAAUCUGAAAUUACAUUUAUUAAAUAUGAUAAGUGUUAUUUAUUUCCUAGUAGUUUUACUUAGGGUGUUUGUCAAACAAAUCUAGAAAUGUGGUAUCACGAAAUACUUAAUCACUUAAAAUUGUAGUACACCAAAAGCACAUAGAAUAAGAUAAAAAACUGGGGAAUACAAUGAUACUAUUUUGUGUUACCGUAGUCAUUACUUCGUUCGUUUUCUUUUUCCUUUGAUAACUUGGUGACUAGUGUCACUUGGUAGAGUAGUGAUGUAUUGACAGGCUUCUCAUGAACCGUCCUAUCCACACUAAUCUAUUAAAGGAACCACCAUAAACUCAGAAUUCCAAACAUCGUUUCAGUUUUUCUCACGUUUAAUAUACUGAUCGUUAAAGGAAACUAAUUUGCUUAUGUGAUUCUUUAUAUAUUGUUUGCUGCUUUUCUCUUUUUGUCAUCAACAGGUACUAAAAAUCCAUUCAACUCUUAUAAUUUUUGUUGAAAGUAUUUGUCGUACCAAAACUUUAUCAUUAUCUGGGAAAAUUUUAUACUAUACUCGUUUAGUAGAUGUAAUUGUUCAGUGGCCAGAAUUGAAGACAAAAUAUCCAAGAUCAAUUUACUUAGGACUUUUAUCGUAAACUACUGCAUCCAAACAUCCUUGUUAUAUGACUUGCAUCCAGAGCACUUUUCUUUUUAUAUUUAUAAUAUGUGUUUUUUGUUCUAUGCGAUCAUCGUUUGAGAUUCGAAAUACAUUUUACAUUUGGUUAAAA
Schistosoma guineensis is the source of this 4685-nucleotide messenger RNA. The record is from the annotation of a GenBank genome assembly. Lineage: Eukaryota; Metazoa; Platyhelminthes; Trematoda; Strigeidida; Schistosomatidae.